AUGCUGAAGAUAUGGUCUAUGAAACAAAAACAGCAACAGGCCGAAAAUGCAGAAGGUGGUGCCGGACCAAGGAAGAAAAAAGUUACCGCCGCUCAGCUGCGAGUACAACGAGAUCUUGCAGAGCUAUCCCUCGGGUCAACGAUGAAAAUGGCAUUCCCAAACCCUGACGAUAUUCUCCAUUUUGUUCUGACAGUUGAGCCAGACGAAGGGAUGUAUAAAGCAGGCACCUUCACCUUUAAUUUCACAAUCAACCAAAAUUUCCCACAUGAUCCACCCAAGGUGAAGUGCAAUCAGAAAAUAUACCACCCAAAUAUUGAUUUAGAAGGGAACGUGUGUUUAAAUAUUCUACGUGAGGAUUGGAAGCCGGUACUGAAUCUGAAUGCAUUUCUCUUCCUAGAGCCGAACGCAUCUGAUCCCCUAAAUAAAGAAGCCGCCGACGAUUUACGACUUAACAGAGACCAAUUCAAGCGGAAUGUUCGUAGCUCUAUGGCGGGAGGGUCGGUCCGUGGUACCAACUACGAUCGCGUACUGAAAUAG
Molecule: messenger RNA, 537 nt
Organism: Ophidiomyces ophidiicola
Lineage: Eukaryota; Fungi; Ascomycota; Eurotiomycetes; Onygenales; Onygenaceae
Gene: UBC12
Product: NEDD8-conjugating protein ubc12
Exons: 4
Coding region: 1-537 (178 amino acids)
Source: RefSeq, a predicted model, not a curated record